CAAUAUUUGUUUUUUUUUUUAAAAGCACCAUCUAUCUCAUUUCAUUCAUUCAUUAUCCACACUCAGGCCCGACUUCAUGAAUGAUGUUAAAUUAUAUAUGCACAUUGAACCACACAUUUAUAGAACCAAGAUGUUGCAUGAACGAAUCUGAUUGGAAAGCAAAUGAGUCCAGUGGCGUGGCCUUGAAGAAGUUCAAGAAAGACAGCGUUUACAUUGACAAAACUGGCAACUUAAGGAACUUCAAUCACAAGAAACUCUCCAGGAAAAAAUGUGGUUCUAUGAGAGGAAGAGGAUGGAAAUUUGGUUCUGGAUUUGUUGAUGGGAUUUUCCCGGUAUUGAGUCCAACUGCACAUCAGAUUCUGGAGUAUCUUCAGAGGGAUGUGGAUGCUGAGAGAAUUUGGGGUUCACUGGAUAAGCUUCCACCUUCUCUUGAUGUAUGGGAUGAUAUUUUAACUGUGUCUGUUCAACUUCGGAUGAGAAAACAGUGGGAUUCAAUUAUUUCGAUAUGUAAAUGGAUAUUGUUGAGGAGCUCCUUUAAGCCAGAUGUCAUAUGCUAUAAUUUACUCAUAGAUGCUUUUGGACAAAAGUUUCUAUACAAGGAAGCAGAAUCCACAUAUCUUCAGCUUCAUGAAGCUAGAUGCAUUCCAAAUGAAGAUACCUAUGCACUUCUCAUAAAGGCCUAUUGUUUAUCUGGGAAGCUACAAAAUGCUGAAGCUGUAUUUGCCGAAAUGCGAAAUUACGGCCUUCCUUCAAGCUCGGUUGUGUAUAACGCUUACAUGAAUGGAUUGAUGAAAGGAAGAAACUUUGACAAAGCAGAAGAGGUUUUUCAAAGGAUGAAGAGAGAUGGUUGCAAGCUAUCUACUGAAACUUAUACAAUGUUGAUAAAUUUAUAUGGGAAGGCUGGUAAAUCCUUUAUGGCCUUAAAACUGUUUGAUGAAAUGAUAAGCCAAAAGUGCAAACCUAAUAUUUGCACAUAUACUGCUCUAGUGAAUGCAUUUGCCAGAGAAGGACUAUGUGAGAAAGCAGAAGAAAUAUUUGAACAAAUGCAAGAAGCUGGACUUGAACCUGAUGUAUAUGCUUAUAAUGCCCUCAUGGAAGCUUACAGCCGUGCAGGUUUUCCUUACGGGGCAGCAGAAAUUUUUUCGCUAAUGCAGCACAUGGGAUGUGAACCAGAUAGAGCCUCAUAUAAUAUCUUGGUGGAUGCAUAUGGGAAAGCAGGUUUUCAAGAUGAUGCCGAAGCUGUUUUUGAAGAUAUGAAAAGAGUUGGAAUAACACCAACAAUGAAAUCCCACAUGGUACUUUUGUCUGCCUAUUCCAAAAUGGGCAAUGUGAAUAAAUGUGAAGACAUUCUCAACCAAAUGUGUAAAUCAGGCCUAAAACUAGACACUUUUGUCCUCAACAGCAUGCUGAACUUGUAUGGAAGAUUAGGCCAAUUUGAAAAGAUGGAAGAAGUUUUAACAGUGAUGGAAAAAGGAUCAUAUGUAGUUGAUAUUAGUACAUUUAAUAUCUUGAUACAUAGGUAUGGACAAGCAGGGUUUAUUGAGAAAAUGGAAGACUUGUUUCAAUUACUUCUUAGAAAAGGCUUGAAACCCGAUGUGGUCACAUGGACUAGUCGUAUUGGAGCUUAUUCUAAAAAAAAGCUUUAUCUAAAGUGCUUAGAAAUAUUUGAAGAAAUGAUUGAUGAUGGUUGUUAUCCAGAUGGAGGAACAGCAAAGGUACUUCUUGCAGCAUGCUCCAAUGAAGAUCAGAUUGAGCAGGUUACUAGUGUUAUUAGAACAAUGCACAAGGAUAUGAAGACUGUUUUGCCAGUAGCAUAAGUUUUUUGAAAAUUUUUACACUGGUAGUAAAAAAUAUAAUACAUCUAGAAAAUUUAUAAAUAAAAUUGAAAUAUUUAAUCAUGCAGUUUAUAAUUAGAUGUGAAAGUGAUUCUGAUGCAGGAGAGAACUCUUGUUUAUACAUUAACCACAUUGGUAUGCACGAAAUGAAUAUUUUUUGGGUUGA
Messenger RNA from Cicer arietinum (chickpea), 2001 nucleotides. RefSeq lists its product as uncharacterized. NCBI's taxonomy places the organism in Eukaryota, Viridiplantae, Streptophyta, Magnoliopsida, Fabales, Fabaceae. The record is from RefSeq and is a predicted model, not a curated record. Gene Ontology annotation, molecular function: mRNA binding; protein binding.